AUGUUGAUGGUUGGCUGUGGAGAAAGCAAAGUUGGUAUUCAUCGGAGAUCACUCAUAUCGUUUGACCAGCUGCGGUGGUAUUCGGAUGCUGUGAUGCGUGCAAUCCGGAGAGUUUAUGUCAAUAUUGACUAUGGUGCGAGUAGUCAACAGUUUCGUCGUUUCUUUGUGUCAUUGGCUGCGUGUCUGUUUCCUGUUGCAUUUGCGGUUGUUGAUUCGGAGACCACGGCGAAUUGGUCGUGGGAUCACCUAGUAAGUAGUUUGGGGGAUUGUGCUUAUGAGCCAACUGUGGUAGGGUUUCAUGAAAAGCUUGCAAAAUUAAAAGAGGAGGGUAAACAACGAGCACAUGAUUUUUUCAAGGACUUGGCACCUGAGCACUGGGCAAAUUCAUACUUCAGGGGCAUGCGUUAUGGGGAGAUGACUUCCAAUGCGGCGGAGUCAUUUAAUAACUGGAUUAAAGAAGCGCGUAAUCUUCCUAUCACUCAAAUGGUGGACACAAUUCGUACUCAGUUGAUGCGGCAAAUGUCUGCACGGCGUGACCAAGCAAACAAAUGGAAUGAGCUUAUUUGUCCUACAUUUGAAGCAAGGCUUAUGGAUUCGUUCAAUCACAGCAGGUCUUGGCAAGUUAGCAAAGCCAAUGAGAAUGUGUUUGAAGUUCAUUCGAUACCAUCUGUUACUGUUGAUGUUGCGAGGCGUACAUGUUCGUGCUUCAAAUGGCAAAUUAACGGAUUCCCAUGUGACCAUGCUGUUGUUGCCAUUCAGAAGAGCCGCUACAAUCUCAAUGAUUGUGUGGAACAUUACUUUCAUGUACAGACAUAUCGUGGAGCGUAUUCGGGUGCCAUAUUCCCUAUACCAUCGGUGGAGAAGCCGUCUUUUGAUCCCAUGGACUUCACUAUAUACCCGCCAACUGUGAAAAGACCACCCGGAAGGCCGAAAAAGAAUAGGAUCCCAUCAAGGGGUGAGAAACUUAAGCAAAUAAGGUGCGGGAGAUGUGAUAAGCUGGGGAGCCAUAAUCGGAAGUCAUGCAAGGAGCCGAUAUAG
Messenger RNA from Camellia sinensis, 1038 nucleotides. NCBI's taxonomy places the organism in Eukaryota, Viridiplantae, Streptophyta, Magnoliopsida, Ericales, Theaceae. The record is from RefSeq and is a predicted model, not a curated record.